AUGAAAGAUAGACCUGGCUUUUUUGGCACCACUCUUCUAUAUUCAGCAGCUCGAAAUAAUCAUGCUAGUCUGGUUCGAUACCUUGUUACAAAAGCUCGAUGCUCGGUUAAUGCUCAAAAUCAACAGCAUAUUAAACGAGCUUUAUCAAAAUCAGUCAAGAAUGAUGCUGAUUUUGCUCCGAAUCCCUCGGCUGGUUCAACUGCUCUACAUGGCGCUUGUUUUGCUGGUCAUUUGGAGAUUAUGAAAUUUUUAUUCGAACACGGUGCUGAUUGUUUUCUCAGGAAUCAUGCUGAAGAAACACCGAUCGAUAAUGGACGAACGAAACCAAACAUUAUCAAAUAUUUUAUGGAGAAUCUUGUUCUCAGUUAUUCGAUCAAAACCAAUGACUUACCUCAUUUACCGAUUCGUGAAGAGGAUGAAGAUUAUGUGGUGGAUUGUUUUUGGGAAUACAAACCAUUUAAAGAACAGAAAUGGUUUCCAUUUUCCGAACUGGAAUCGGAAACUCUUCAAGGAUCACUGAUAGUCAAACCAGAACAAAAAUUUAAACGUGAAAUUCAUUUACGAGUACGCGCUGGAACUUAUGCUGUUUCGUUAAUUCAAUUUCUACGUUCAGGAAAAGAAGCCGAUUUUAGUCAAAAAAUCGCCUGGAUCCGUUGUCGAGGUUCAUCGAUCUUAAAUUUCAAUUGUUAUUGUCUAUGGCAAAUCAUGUUUACCAAAUAUCCCAAAGCCGAAAUAGAGCCAUCGUUGACGAUGUUAACCAUACCGACGGCUUAUGAUAGUAAUUUUAAAGUUCAUCUUGACUCGUGGUAUUUCUGCGAUGCUAAGACCAGCGCUCAGUUAGAUCACACCAUGAAAUAUCGACGAAAAUACAUUCGUUUAGUACUUUCUCGUGUUUGUCAUGAUGAAUUACUAUUUGAUUUACAAACAUUUUCGUUUACCAAUGAAAAUGGAAGUGUCACCGGUUCUAUUCGAUGGAUACCGAAAAUGAUUUCGAAUAAUUCACGCAACAAAAACAAAAUUAUCGGCAUUGAUGAUUUACAAACAUUAGCCAAUUUAGAUCCGAUACCUUUAACUACGGCACGAUUGAGACAAGUUUUACAAAAAGAUGAUCGCAUGUCCAUCGCUGAUGAUGACGAGCUUCUGGAAAAUGAAGAAGAAUACGAUUCCGACAUGGAAGCAGGCGACAUUGAAGACAACGAGAAUAAAUACAAAGCUGUGAACGAGGCACCCACCAAUCCCAUCAAUCAAUCUUGGUCAAUACAAGAUCUUGCUGAUGGAGAGGGAGAUCCUAAACUGGAUUCGUCGGCAUCUUCGAUUACGACAAGUAAAUCCGACGCUUCAGAUAAUCUGGAUGACAAACGAAUGGAUGAUUUUAUCAAUGAAGCAGCAGCUAAAGUUCGUUCAUCGCAACAAAAUCAUUUAGAAGAAAAAGUUACGAGCAAUACGUCGGAUGAUGAUAAAAAUUCAGCUGCAAUCAAAACCCAACUCUCAGAAUUAGAAAAGAAAAAUGAUCAGUUGAAAAAAGAUUUACAAAAUGAACAACAACGAAUAGAAACAUUAUUAGACUCAGGUAGCAAACAUGAACAAGAAGUGGUACGUUUAUUAGAUCAAAUCGCUAAGAUGGAAGGACAACAGAAAGAAAAUGAACGACAACAAGCAAAAUUAAGAGAAAUGGAUAAAAAUAUCAAAACAGUGGAUUAUAAUAACAUUCAACAUGAAGUGAUUCAUCGAUUUUUAACACCAAAAGAUUCGAUCAUUAUUCGUUAUUUACAAGAUUUAGUGAAAAAUCUCGAUCCAUCAUUCAACGAUCGAGUACCGAAAAUAAUCUUUGCUGAAAAAAACAAUCAAUACAUCGUUACCGUCGUUGGUUUUUCUGCUCAUCAUCAAGGAUUCAAAGAUGUUUUACAACGUAUUUGGUCGCUGAUGAAUGUUAUCGAAUCAGCCAAAGGUUUUUAUCAACGAAAUACCAAUCGACAGAUCAAACAAUUGAUGAAAGAAGCUGUAUACCGUGUGAAACCAAAAACACACAGUUGGAGAGAAUACGUCAAAGCCUUCAGUCAAUUAUUAGAAGCGAAAAGUGUCGAAUAUAGAAAGAAAUUCCAAGAUUAUCUUGACGAACAAGCGAAUGUUUUGAUUGAUCAAUGUAUCAUGGGCAAAUUACCAACACCCUGGGUGGACAUUCGAAAAGCAACUGACCAAUUUUUGCAGAAACAUCCAUUGAUGAACGAAAUCGAAUCGAUUAAACAUGCGGCAUUAGAAGAAUUUAUCAAAGAAAAUAUCUUCAUUCAACGUGCAAAACUGGAGAAAAAACCAUCAGCCAAAUCUGUUGCUGUUCUCCAAGAUUUCAUCAAUAAAGUGCAAAAAGAAUUUAAAACACAAAAGAUGUAUCAAGGACACGAACUGAAACAUUUUACUUUGAUCCCCAAACUUCUUCAACGGCUCGUUCUUUAUUAUGGUUGUUUCAAAGUCGAAUUACCAUUGUAUGAAUCAUCAAAAGAUUUAUUAGACAAAAUUGAGAACAACGCUGUGACAACCAUCUCGACAUCCACUGGAUCAGGAAAAUCCACAUUAUUACCGGUCUUAUUGGUCGCUGAAGGUUAUGAUAAAGUCAUUGUCACCCAACCGCGACGUUUACCGUGUCAAUUAAUUUGUAAACGUGUCAAUGAAACGAUGGCCGACGAAUCCGGACCAACGAAAGAUCCAUUAGCUGGUUGGGCAGUCAGUGGUACCGAAAAAAAUCCAAACGCAAAUAUUCUUUACUUAACCGAUGGUUUACUCAAAGAACGGUUACUCUACGAUUCAAAUUUAAUCUCCAUAAAUACGAAAUUCAAUAAAUCAGUAGUCUUCUUUGUCGACGAAGUGCAUGAGCGCUCGGUCAAUAUCGAUCUUUGUCUUGCUUUACUUGCUCGAUUGUUAAGUAUUCAACCUGAAUUGAAAACGAAAAUGAAAGUGAUCAUUUCUUCUGCAACACUCGAUGCUUCGGUGCCAACAUUAUUUCGUAAUAUUCCUCAGGUUGGCCUCGCAGAAUUCAAAAUGCCACAAAUGGGAACUUUACAUACAGUGACAAAAAUCGCUCGACCCAAUGAAAAUGCUUUAGAUAUUGUUCAAGAAUUGUGCAAAAAACGUAAACGACAUGAUCAAAUUCUUUGUUUUGUUAGCUCAGUUGCCGAAGUAAAUCAAUCCUGUAAAUUAAUUAAUCAAAUCAGUCGAGAAACAAUUGUUGCCUAUCCAUUGAUUCAAUCACAACAUCCCAAUAUUCAACAAUACAACAUCGAACAUGGUACUGUGUUCUUCUCAACCACUGUCGCUGAAACAUCGUUGACAUUUCCCUGUCUAAAAUACGUCGUCGAUACUGGAAUGAUCAAUGUUCCUGUUUAUGAUUUCGACUCGAAACGAACUGUUCUAAAAGAAGUUCGAGCUGCUGAAUCGACGAUCAAACAACGAUUAGGUCGUCUAGGUCGAACUCAACCCGGUGAAUAUUAUUCAUUGUACGAUUUCAAAGUCGAUGAUGUUCGUUAUCCUGUUCCUCAGAUCUGCCAAUCGGAUUUAAUGAAUAUUGAAUUCUCAUUAAGAAAGUCUCCAUUGAAAAAAGGAUUCACUUAUAUGAAAUCAUUUCUACCGGAUAAACCGUCACAAAAGGCGAUCAAUACGACCAUUGAACAAUUGAAAGAUUUAAAUAUAUUGGAGAAAGGUGCCAAUGAUAUAUUCACAAAACAUGGUGAAGAUUUAGCGAAAUUACCUGAUUUUGGUUCAUUGGCGAUGUCCAAAGCGGUCUUGGCGGCACUUCGUACUUAUGAUUGUGGACGUGAUUUGAUCUGUUUAUCAGCGAUUUUGGGUAUUCUUAACACAACAAUUCUGUUCAAAAGUUUACCUCAGCAUCUAAAAAGUUCUGAUGGAGACUUUAUGACUUUGUUAAACUUGAUGAACGAAAUUCUUUUAGUGAGACAGAGCAUUCCAGCAAAACAAUUCAAUCUCGAUCAAGUUUGUCAAUCAAAAGGUUUAAAAGAGAUUCAACAUGUUAUUCGUCAAGCAAUGAGACGUUACCUAACAUUAGAAAAAACUUUUAAUCAGUCACCUGAUUUCUGUACACAAGCUCAAGUACAAUCAGGAGACUGGGAAUUGGUUGCCAGAUCAUUAUUGACUGGUUACUCGGAUAAUGUGUUUGUUUCGAUGAAAGAAUUACAAGAUCGAUCCCAUUUAUUCAUGCGUUACAAUAAUCGAGAUGAUUUAGCUAAACUUGAUUUACAAUCGACAUUAACACGACCAAUUAGCACAGCACCAGUCUCAUUCGUCUUAGCUCGAGACAUUCGCCAUUCGACGGCCGUCCGAGCUAUAGGAAUCAUAUCAUUCGUUGGUGAAAUUAAAGCUGAAUGGCUCGAAUACCCACUUGAACGUGAAUUUGAUAUAACCAACGAGGAGGAAACUUAUCUUAAUACAACAAAUCGAUUUGUCGAUGCUCUCACAAAAUUCUCUAAUCGAAUCAACAUGUUAUUAGGCGGUCAAAAGAUGAAAUUCAAAGGUUCGUCUGGCACUGUUCUCAAUGCUGAAUUACAUAUUCGGCAACAAAUGAUUUCUGAAUUGAAAUUUAAUUUGUCAAACACGACGAGUCCAGGUGAUAAUUCGAACUUCGCUCGAAAUCUAGAAAGUAUUAUGAAAAUGACUCAUAUCUUUAAUCCGAUGAAAUGGCGAUGGGCCGCAGAAAGACAAAUAGAAAUUACGAUAAAUAGCAAUACAGCAACAAAAACUUGUGAAAUUAUCGUCAAAGGAAGAGAUUCUGAUAAUAAAAAAGUAAAGAAUGAAUUUGAUGCAUUUAUUGGUUGGUUACGAAAUUGUGCUGUUAUACGACAUCCAAACGAUUAUGUCAGUCCACGUGUACUUCGACCAGCAAUGCGUAAAGAUUGUCGAGAUAUGGAAGAAAGAAUUAGUCGUGUAACUGAUACAAAACGAACGCCAGUGGAUUUAUACAAGGGUGUCCGAGGUAGUAAAGCGACACGUGAAACACGAAUGGAAGUGGUAGCAUGGAUUGCAGUUUGCAAAUUUGACUGUAAAUUAGAAGGUGGUUUUGUUCGUGAUUGGAUUGUUGGUCAUUACACAGCACGACCACCUGGUAUAACUGACCCUAAAAAAUGGAUUGACAAGAGUAAUUCUAUGCCAGCUUUAGUAAAAGAAGUGAUUCCAUGUGAUUUGGAUUGUCAUUUACCGUCGCAUAUGUAUUUCGAUAUAGAGAAGUUUCAAGAUGAAUUGUAUAAAUACGGCAUAACAUGUGAGGUAAAACGUGACUAUUGGCGAUAUGUUUUACUAUUUGAUGAAAGCGAACCUACAGGUCCAUUCACUAUGGAUUUAAUUGAACCACAUGUAGCAUUAACACAUGAUCGAAUCGAUUUAGAUGUGAAUAAUUUAUCUGUAGAAAAAGAUUAUACACAUGAACUCGGAAUGCGUAUCGAUAUUCAGCGGAAGCCUUAUGAAAUUGAAUUAGAAAAGAUUGUUAAUAACAUCAAAAACAAACGUUUUAAAGUUCUUCGUCCUCUGGAUCAUUAUGUUAGAAUACGUAUUGAUAAAAUGGAACGACGUGGAUGGACACAAGAUGGACCUGUUAUAUCGGUCAUACCUGAUCCACAUUAUAAAUAUUAUGCCAUUUUAGUACCAUUACCAUCGAGUGCUACUCUCUAUACCGACGUCUCAACUAAAAUGAGAAAUAUUCCUUCGGUCCAAAUUGUCUCGAUUGAAGAAAUUCGAAAUCCAUAUCUGGAAGAAACCUAUGAAGGUAUGAAGAAACUUAUUGCCAAACAAUGUCCAAAUCAAAAUCCAAACGAACAAGAAUUAUUUCAUGGUACGAAAAGUGCUGGAAUCAUAGGUAUCACAGAAGAUGGAUAUGAUGAUCGAUAUUUUAAUGCAGGUGGUUUGUAUGGUCAUGGUGCCUAUUUUGCUGACGAUCCAAACAAGUCGCAUGGUUAUACCGAAGUGAACGCAAUAGAUGGCACACGUGUAAUGUUUUUCAAUAAUGUUCUCUUGGGCAAUCCAACAACCUUAACUGCUACCAACAACUCGCUUAUUUCAGCACCACAUGGAUUUCAUUCAGUGAUUGGAAAACAUGCAGCAAUGACUGAAUACAUCGUUUAUCGCUAUGGUCAAGCUCUACCCUAUUUAAAAAUCAUUUACAAAGUUUAA
This is a messenger RNA of Rotaria sp. Silwood1, 6168 nucleotides long. The record is from the annotation of a GenBank genome assembly. Lineage: Eukaryota; Metazoa; Rotifera; Eurotatoria; Philodinida; Philodinidae.